Trichobilharzia regenti is the source of this 3632-nucleotide messenger RNA. NCBI's taxonomy places the organism in Eukaryota, Metazoa, Platyhelminthes, Trematoda, Strigeidida, Schistosomatidae. The record is from the annotation of a GenBank genome assembly.
CAAUUUUGCACUUUUGAUGCAUUUGCGUAAAAUAUAUAUCUGACCACGGAGUAUUUUCAUGUUUUCAAUGACUAAAAUCUGGCAAUUAUGUUUUACAAAUAUUUUAUUAUUAUUAUUCUCAUUUCAUAUCAGUCAAUUAGAAGGGGAAACAUUUACCUACGAAUAUACAGUAAAUAUAUCUGAAAAUUCUUAUAAACAAGUCGUAUUAGAUGUAUUGUCAGGAAAAGUAUACAUUACGCCAAUAAUAUUGAACGAAUUCAGCGAAAAAGUGGAUGCAAUAAACAAAAGUCUAUGGUAUGUAACAUUGAACAUUGAUACACAAACAUAUACGGAAGAAAUAACGCUAAACUCUCUAGUUUUAUUUAAUCCUAAUGGUUUAAUUGAUCGAAUAUUUAUUUCUCGAUCAACCUUAAAGAAAGGUAUUAUUGAAAUUAAUCUAUUCAAAGGAUUAUUAAGUUUAUUUAAUGUAAAUAAUAAAUUUGAACCAGGUAUUGAGAUAGAUAGUUCAGGAAAAUGUCAAGUAACUUAUGCUACUACAACUGCAACUCCUUCAGACAAACCGCGCACCACUCCUGCAUCGGCUGAUAUCAUUAUUAUUGAUAAAGAAAAGACGUUAUGUGAACGAUUACAAAAACCAAUUGAUGUAUGGAAUGAAAAUUCAUUAACUCUAUUUAAUUUCAAAGAAUCGAGACAAAUAUUAACACGUUAUAAAUAUGAUAAAUUGACGCAUCAAAUUCUUGAAGUCUACGCUUAUGAAAACCAGAUUCAUGGAUUUAGUGAUGAUUUGUCUGAAGCGAAUUAUAAAGAAUAUCAACAAUUGAUCAAUUCUACUGGGGUGAAUUUUAUUUCAUGGCAAGAAUUAAAGUUUAUAGAGGAAACAAUUCAUCAAGAUGAUAGAAUUCAGAAAAUUGUUGAAAAACAUUACGACUUCACUUUGGAUGAGGUAACAGAGAUCUUAUUUGGUUCAGAUUAUCAAACCAUUCAUUUAGGCUUGGUAUAUCCAAUUUCAAAAUCUCAAACAUGUGGUUUAAAUUUAAACCUAUUCACUGCAUUCCACACCGACAGUGAUGAAGGUGAUAGUGGUAAUCAGAAAGGGGAUGCAAAUCUUUUCAUUUUACGUCAACAUAUUGAAUCCUAUCGAGAUCAUCUACAAACAGACGCCAUAGGAUCAAUUCAAUCAACUGAAGCUCUAUUAAAUUUAACCAAUUUAUUACGUUGUCUUUCAACAAGUAAUGCGUCCAUCUCUGCAUUGACCAGUGCUACAAUGUUAGCUCCUCCAGCUAUUGAACCACAAUUAAUUUAUCGUCAAAUAAAUACAUGGAGAGAUCGAUUAAUUGAUAUAUUGAUUAGUUGUGGUACAGAUACAUGUUUAACAAUUGUCCUCAAUCGAUUAACAGCUUUAAGUCAAUUCAUUUAUUCGAAUAAAGGCGACGAAGAUGGAGAAGGUAUCGAAAAUUAUGACGAUCAAUCUUUAGAAAUCAUUAAAAGUAAAGAAAUGCUGUACACUAAACUUUGGCCAUCUUUAUCCCACUUACGCAAGUUGACCAGUGUUCAUCAAAUGGAUCAUCUGUAUACUCUGUGUGAAAAAUCAAUACUUAUCGAUGAUAACUACGUGUGUCUAAUGACGCUGAUUAAUCUACUGGAGCAUAACACUAUCGCCUAUGAUGUAAGACCAAUUAUUCAACAUAUUCAAAAAUUACUUGAUAUCACAGAGUUCAGUGUAAAAAAUGAUGCAUCAAUGAAACGUAAUAAACUGUUGAUAGGUUUAGCUAUGAGUAAAAAGUUACGUCAUCCAGCCUUGACAAGAUCACUGUUUAAAAUAAUUCUUGAUAAUUCAGAAAAGCAUAUCCCAGUGGUUCUACAAACUUUAGCUAUCCGAGUGAUUGGUGAGAUACAUUUUUCAAAUGAGGCUAAAAAUCGAUUGAAAAGUUAUUCAUCCAUACCGGACAAUGAUCAUGAUCACCCUCACCUGGAUCAACACCAACAGCUAACAGAAAUACGAACUCGACUUAUUGAUGUCCUGUAUAAACUGCCAAAAGAGUCACAAAAUGAUUUAUUAAUUGGUCAAGAGAUAUUCAAGGUAUUAUUACUGUCAGAAUUACCAGUUGCCAGUCUUGCCCAAAUUCUAUCUGAUAUGGCUCAACAGUCAAGAUGGUCGCUUAUCGGAAUAUGUCGUCAACUGAUUCAACAAUGGUGUAAAAUGGGCAUGUUAAGCAUAGAUGAAUGUCAAUGUCUUGGCUGGCGACGGUCAACAUCAACCACCUGUCAGCUAGGACUAAGUGGCAGCUGGUCUGGUUUAACUGGGAAAGGUGGCGAAGACACUGGUCAAGCCACACUGUUACACAAUGAAAUAAGCAAUUUGAAUAAUACCCUGCUUAUUGAUUAUACAUCCUAUUUUGUCUUGGAUCCUAGCGGAGGUUUACAACUCUCUGAUCUAUCAGUUAGUUUAGUGAGUAAAGAUGGUGAAACAGUGAUUUUUGACUUUAGUAUUCAAGCUGAUAAAUUGACUACACUUGGUGGUACGUCGUCGAGUAAAGGUAAAGACACCACCACAACUUCAUCAUCAAAUUCUGAUGGGGAUGCAUGGUUGACUGUUGACUUCAGUUACCUAGGUAUAUCUCUGUUACCUCAAGAAGUAUUCUCCGGUGGAGCAUUAGAUAUUGUUAAAUUCCUCUGGUCUGCAUCAUCGAGUCGGCUGACACCACUUUUACAAGUUUUAAAGUUACCAAUUGAUCAACGAAUACAAGUCAGUAUCACUUCUGGUUGGAUAGUACAAAUAGAUAAUCUGGUCGGAAUGGCGUUAAGUAUAUCAAACUCACUAGAGACAAGUGUAUGGCGAUUGUCUGGGAAAAGUUUAGCUAGAACACAAAUAGGAUUAAUGAAUGAAAUGAAAAUUAAUUUGUUACAAUCAUAUCCCUCACCCUCACAACAACAACAUCAAGAACAAUCGACAAACUUACAAUUACAUCAUUCACUUAUUACCAAAGGAUUUGCUUUACAAGGGAAUAUUGAUUUUACUACAGAAAUCGAUAUUAAACAUCUCCCUGAGAGUAUAUGUAUGACUAUGGAUCAAGGUGCGAAUGCUUAUGUUUUACAAUGGUAUUUAACUAAUUAUUCGUCAGUGUCGUCCUCCUCCUCAGCUUCUUCCUACAAUACGUCUCCACCGAGUGUAACGCAAGUGAACACUACUCAUCAUCGUCGUGAUUAUCAUGAUAAGGAUGUUUAUUAUAUGUUAAAUUAUACCCUACAACCAGUGACAUACUUUUUAGGUAAGGAUAAUUCAAUGAAAUGUAGGAAAAUGAAAGUUUAAUCAAAAUCGAUAUCAUCAAAAAUGUAUAAUGUAUUAUGUGAAUGAUCUGCUCUGAAUUUGUAUAUUGAUUUUUUUUCUUUGUAUUCAGAUCGUAUAUGUUCAUCAUUAGAUUGAAUACUGAAAGAGUGAUUGAGUAAUAACGAAUUAGUUAAAAAUCAAUUUUUAUAUUUUGUACUUUUCUUUUCGUUAUUGAAUAUAAAUACAUUAGGAAUGUUUUAUUUUUGGGGUGGUUUUAUUUGUUCUUUAAUGGGUUCAGUUCAGUGGUGGGAUGGGGAGAGAGUGAAAUGAUCGUUUACGUUAAGUUGAAUAAUGAUAAUCGUCA